Myotis lucifugus (little brown bat) is the source of this 1527-nucleotide messenger RNA. RefSeq names its product tubulin tyrosine ligase like 12 (gene TTLL12). The annotation marks the transcript as partial. The record is from RefSeq and is a predicted model, not a curated record. The transcript is spliced from 5 exons. Gene Ontology annotation, biological process: protein modification process. NCBI's taxonomy places the organism in Eukaryota, Metazoa, Chordata, Mammalia, Chiroptera, Vespertilionidae.
GCGCGAGCCCUCGGCCGGCGAGGCCCGCGCUCUCUGCCGGGUGAGGUGGGCCCCCGUGAGCCUGCGUCUGUCCUGCAGGUGGUGUGCAAGUACAUUGAAAGUCCUGUCUUGUUCCUUCGAGAAGACGUGGGGAGGGUCAAGUUCGACGUCCGCUACAUCGUGCUUCUGCGCUCGGUGAAGCCCCUGAGGCUGUUCGUGUACGACGUGUUCUGGCUGCGCUUCUCCAACCGGCCUUUCGCCCUCAACGACCUGGACGACUACGAGAAACAUUUCACUGUCAUGAACUACGACCCGGAAGUGGUGCUGAAGCAGGUGCACUACGACGAGUUCAUCCCUGAGUUUGAGAAGCAGUACCCAGAAUUCCCCUGGAGGAGUGUCCAGGCGGAGAUCUUCCGAGCCUUCACGGAGCUGUUCCAGGCGGCGUGUGCUAAGCCGCCACCCCAGGGCCUCUGCGACUACCCCUCGUCCCGGGCCGUGUACGCCAUCGACCUCAUGCUGAAGUGGGACAGCCGUCCAGACGGGCAGCGAGUGAUGCAGCCCCAGAUCCUGGAGGUGAACUUCAACCCGGACUGCGAGCGCGCCUGCCGGUACCACCCCUCCUUCUUCAACGACGUCUUCAGCACCUUGUUCCUGGACGAGCCCAGCGGCUGCCACGUCACCCGCCUGGUGUAGGCGCCCGGCCUCCUGCGCGGGCUCCUGGCGACCGGCCUCGGCUCUGAGCGGCUGCUGCAGAGCCCCCCUCCCCCCGCUGGGCCCAGGCCGCCAGGUCCCGCUCCCCACCCUGGCGCAGGUCCUCCCUGAGCCCGAGAGCCGGCCCAUCACACUGUCCCGGGCCGAGUGCCAGGCGCGGUGUACACCCCCCACCACCUGUGCGGUGUUGCUCAGCUCAGCCCCAGCUUCAUCGCCGAGUUCGGUUCCUGGCGGCCAUGUUUCCGGGGCGUUAGCGAAAGAGGGGUUCUGGGGAGUGUGGUGAGGUGUCCCCAGAAACAAGUUCCCCCAGGAACGCCUGUGGGAGCCCAAACGUCAGCAGGGCCGGCGGCUCUUGUCCAGUCUGUUCAGGUGUCGUGGCUCCCCCAGAGCGGGCUCAGGCUCCCACCCCUCCCCCAGGCCCCGUGUGGCAGGCGUCCCCAGAACAUCUUGGGGGCCCUGCUUGCCAGACCCAGCCCUCUCGCACCCCAUUCUCCCCCACCCCCCCCUCCCCAGAACUGUCACCAGCAAACCUGUGGCCCCAGGGCAGCUGCUGAUGCCUCACCAUCUAGCAGGGGCAGCCGCCCUGCUCCCCGUGGCCCUGGCCUCCCUGGCACUGCAGUGGGCGCCCUCUCUGAGGGUGGGUGGCGCUUGGGCGAGGGGACUUGGGGCGAGGGGAGCAGCGAGGGCAGCAGCGCAGCAGGCAGUGGGCGGCUUCGAGGGAUGAUUCCACCAAGAACUUCGCAUCAGAUGCAUCCUCCACCAGAGUCCAGGGUCAAAACGUCGGAUUAUUGUUACUCUUUCGUUUAUGGGAAGAAAAUACAAAAUUCUCGUUCUUAA